AUUGUUUAAGUAUUAAACAAUAAUAUUAUUAAGAUUACAUUUUUACAAACUGAUAUUAAACUGAAGAUGAGCGAUCAGAAAGGAAAUAGAUGGAAAUCCCUCAGGAGCAAGACUCGAGAUUUUCGUAUGAAAAGACGUGAAGCAAUAAUAAAUCCUCGAAAAGAAAAACAGGCAACUUUGCUUAUGGAAAGAAGAGGCAUUACUACUGAUUACGAUUCUUUUGAAAUUAUCAAGAGAUUAGAAACGAUAAAAGAAGACAUCGCACUUAACCUAAGCACUGUCCACGAUGAGUGCUGUCUGAAGAUAAUCCGAGAAAUUCGAAAAGGCCUUGAUAUAAAUCAAGAGUUAACUCUUGAUUGCAUAAUCAAUUCUGGAAUCGUACCUAUAUGUGUACGAUAUCUGAAUCAUACAGAUAAACCCGAUCUAACUCUCAUACCAGCUGAGAUUUUAGUUUAUUUAUCUUCGUGUGAACUUCACCAUACUAAAAUGGUUGUUGAAUCGGGUGCUCUGCCUGUUUUUAUACGAUGUUUAUCUUCUAUUUCGGAUAAUAUACGUGAAUUAUCUCUUAUGGCAUUAGGAAAUAUUGUCUUAACAUCAUCUGAUUUUGCAAACUUAGUAAUUCAGAACGGAAUUUUUCAACCACUUUUCGAAUUAAUUUCAUUCAAAUGUCCAACGCAAAUACCAGUUUUGAAGCGUGCUCUAUGGGUCCUUUCUUGUAUCGUACGCAUAAGUGAAGCCAGUCUUGUUUCAGAAAAUAAACAACUCUUUUUCCCAGUUCUUUGUCAAUUCUUGUUUUAUGAUGAACCAAUCGUCGUCAGCCAAUCUGCUUGGGCGCUUUCUUACUUGAUAAAAUCGGAACCUGAUUUUAUACAGAAAAUAGCUAAUUCCAGUGUCAUCUUGCGCCUCAAACAACUUCUAAAUCACCAGAGAGAUGAUAUAAUAAUGCCAAGUUUGCGAGUGAUUGGCAAUAUGGCCGCGAGUGACGAUAUUGCAACAGAGUCCAUUCUCAACAACGAUAUUCUUCUUUGUUUCCAUCAUCUUCUAGAGCAAAGAAACUUUAAAAUUCAGACAGAAGUGGCUUGGGUUCUGUCAAAUAUUACAGUAGGAACCACCGAACAGAUCCAAUACGUUCUGAAUAUUGGAUUAAUGGCACCCGUCAGACAGAUCUUAACCAUCGGAAAUUACAAAGCUAGAGUCCAAGCGAUGUGGGUCGUGGCCAACAUAGUUUAUAAUAAAUGCGAGACACAAGUCAAGUUUCUGAUUGAAAAAGAUGUUAUACCCCCUUUAUGUCAUAUGCUGUAUGCAUCCGAUCCAGAAAUUAUCUCUAAUAUUCUGGACAUUCUGAAAAUUGUAGUGAAGGUAGCAGAUAUGGCUGAAAUGGAAGAAAAGAUUCGCAUGAUGAUAGAAGAAUCUAGCGGCUUCGAAAUUAUAGAAAAGCUGCAAUAUCACGAAAAUCGCACCAUUUCUAAACAUUCUUCCGAACUGAGUGACAUGCUACACUCAAAAAAUCUUAAUUAUGCUUUAAAGAGCGAAGUCUUUUAUUAACUCAUUUUUCACAAAUGAAAAUGAACCAGUUUUCAAUUAAGUGAAAUUUAAAAAUUUUGAGAGUUGGCCUGUUAUAUUAAAU
Centruroides sculpturatus (bark scorpion) is the source of this 1627-nucleotide messenger RNA. Its product is annotated as importin subunit alpha-3-like. The transcript has a single exon. Gene Ontology annotation, biological process: NLS-bearing protein import into nucleus. Gene Ontology annotation, cellular component: nucleus; cytoplasm. Gene Ontology annotation, molecular function: nuclear import signal receptor activity; protein binding. Bases 67 to 1545 code for a protein of 492 amino acids. The record is from RefSeq and is a predicted model, not a curated record. Lineage: Eukaryota; Metazoa; Arthropoda; Arachnida; Scorpiones; Buthidae.